Lytechinus pictus (painted urchin) is the source of this 2240-nucleotide messenger RNA. Its product is annotated as phosphatidylinositol-glycan biosynthesis class F protein-like. The transcript is spliced from 5 exons. Lineage: Eukaryota; Metazoa; Echinodermata; Echinoidea; Temnopleuroida; Toxopneustidae. Gene Ontology annotation, biological process: GPI anchor biosynthetic process. Gene Ontology annotation, cellular component: endoplasmic reticulum membrane. The record is from RefSeq and is a predicted model, not a curated record. Bases 509 to 1015 code for a protein of 168 amino acids.
ACACAUGGAGAUAGAAGUUAGAACUGAGAACAAGGUUAUAUCAUAACCUUGUUCAUUGAAUGAGUACAUGAAUGAGUGCCUAGUUCAUUGAAUGAGUGGUAGUACGUACGAAUGAACCAUUCAUUCAAUGGAUCAAUGAGAAGUUUAUGAUAUAACCUUGUUCUCUAUCUCUGUUUUCAUUCCCUGUGUGGUGAAAUAAGCCUAUAUACAUGUUAUAAUAUUAAUUAAUAAGGUUGUAAUGUUUGGCUUAUUUUCUUCUCUGUCUUGUUCUUGCCUUGGAUCCAAAUGCUUGAUUUUUUGACAUUGUCAGUUUCCAUUGAAACUAUUCAUCAUAGUUCACACAGUCAUAUAACUAGGUUCUUCAAAUAAAUUGGCCUUGUCGUGAAAUUAGUCACCUUUCUCCUCGUACAUGUAUGUCAUGUGUGUGUCGGUGUCUGUGCACUCGUUGUGUAUAAAGUCAAUGGAAAAGGAAAGAAGUCACCAGCGCUGACGAAAUAAACGGCAGUGAAUGGACAAGAGAUCUCGGGCAAGUUCUACGAUAAUCAACAAUGUCUCAGCUAAGGUUGUGUCCAGUAUAAAAUAUGGAUUACUUAUUUUCUUCAGUUCUAUUGCAUUCCAUAUAAUUGCAGUUCUGUAUGGUGCACCAUUUACAGAAACUGUGACAGAAACAGCCACGUUUGGUGUUUUGCUGACAACGAUAGUAACCAUUCCAACUCUGUGUGUAUUGGGUACCAAUGCCGAGUGUUACAGCAGGCUCAUAGGUAGCAGAAGGCCACAUGCUGGUGUUGAGACGUGUUUAGCAUACAUUGUAUUCUUCAGUCUACUUGGUGCGUGGCUUGGUGCUUUUCCUAUACCUCUUGAUUGGGAUAGACCAUGGCAGAAAUGGCCUGUCUCUUGCUGUAUCGGGGCUCUGUCUGGACAUACACUUGGUCUUGUAGCAUCUGUCAUUCACAGCACACGAGGAUUAGAAGAAUCAGAAACAUUCUUCAGUAGGGGCAAAAGCAAGAACUUUUGAUUUAGAUUCAGAUAAAUCAUUCUGAUCGAAUCUUCAUGAUGAUAAUGUGUUAGAGUUAGACAAGUGACGGAAAACCUUUCCCUGAGUGUUGAAGAUGUGAUAUUACAACCUAAAUACAAAGACGUAAAAAUAAAAUAGUGGUUUCCAUGGUUUAUGGCCACUGAUAGUGGCCUCAAAGUUGCAAUGUGGGAUUUCAGUUUUAGCUCAUGAGCAAUUAUUUUGAUCAGAACAGUCAUAAUUGAUUUUUUUUUUAUAAUUUCAUGAAAGAGUAUUUUUUCAAUCAAUGACUAAACCUUUGGAAUGCACAAAUUGAUUUGGAGGUUCUAUUUAGUGUAGCAUUUUUAGAGCUAAUACUCAAUUACUCAUGAAAUCUAAAAAGUUGGACAAUAAUAUUUUUUCUGUAACUUCUGAAGGUUUCCAUGGCAAAGAAUAAUAGUGUAGUAGGUUUCACGGUACAUCAUGUUUCUUUCUUGGGCAAGUGUUGGUCCUGAAAAGGACCAUCCAAACCUGACGUUUGACAAGUGUUUUCUACAACGGUUGCAUUAACAUCCAUUUCAAAUCACCUUUUCAGUGAUUUACAUGAUUGUUUAAACAACAUUUUUUAGUAACAUUUCUCAAGUAAAUUUCAUUGAAAAGGGAUUGCAAAUAUGUUUACUAACUCAUGUAGGAUUAUGACAUCAUUGGCAUCUGGAUUCACUCAUUGCAGUCAUGCCUUAUUUUGGUGCAAGUCAAAAUUUACAUCACUGCAAAUAAGACCUACUGAUUAUCCAAGUGUGAAGACAUACUACAUAAAUAUGGUAUCAAUUCAUUUGGGAGUAGAUACUCUUUCCAGUCAUAUAUGUUAUGCGUUCAUGACAUAUUUUCUCCUUGAAAUGGGGAUUCGUGAGGUGUCAAUUUUUUGUUACAAAUACGGUAUAUGUAUAUGUAUAUAUAUAUAUGUAUAUGACCUCCCCCCUAAAAAAAAGAAUAAAAAAUGAACUUUAAUACAUCGCAAAAAAAAUCCUUUCUUUUGGUUUGUAUUUUGUUUUAGUUGAUUUUUAUUUUUUGUUUCUUGGUCCUGGAUUUUUUUUUUGGGGGGGGGAGGGGAAACACUGUAUGCUAGUGCAGGUCACAUAACAGAAAAGAAAAUCUUUAUAUUUGCUUGAGCUUGAAAACUAGGGGUUAACAGAUUCUAAGAUAUUUAAAAUAUGGUCAGAAAGUGUGAAUAAAGUCUGUAUUUCUUGUC